UCAUAUCUUGCAGCAGAGUUUCACUCCAUCUCUAGCUGCAAAAAAAGUAACAUCAUGUUUGUUUUCAUCUUAAGCUGGUACGCGGGAAAGUUCUUCUUAGUGACCAUGAAAAGAAACUAAGUUGUUAAUUUUGUCAAAGAGACUAAAGAAAAAGGGGUUCAAGAUAGAAUCAGUUAACAUUGUUAAAAUCCACUCAAAUUUUAUAUGGAGUAGUUCAAAAGACAGUGCAUUCCUUUUAUGUAUGUGGCCAUAGGCUAGAUAUGGCAAGUGAUUCGUUACCAUUGGUCGCCGCACCUCGAUCCCAGACUCUUGCUGCAGAUCAGAAGAAAGAUAUUGCUUGGGAAUGGGCUGAAAGCAAUGAUCCGUCUAGAAAAAAACACUCUAACCUGUAAGAUAUGUGGGAAAAUAGUCUCUGGGGGAAUCACUAGAUUCAAGUACCAUAUAUUGAGUAGGGUAGGGGAAGUUAGAGGAUGUCCCAAUGCAACUAAAGACAUUAUUGCCAAGAUUAGAGAGGUAGAAAUAAUAAAGAAGAAGCAAAAGGUUCACAUGGAUCAGAUUGAUUUGAUGUAUGCAACAGCUGAUUUCAAUGGAGAAACUGGAGAUGAUGAAGAUAUUGAGGUAGAAGAGGUUGAAGCGGAUGUCGUUGUUCCGUCUAAAAGGAAAUAUAAAGGUGCAAGUAAUGUAAGGGGUCCUAUUGAAGAAUUUAUGAAAACUGAUUACUCAGAAGUGCAGCAAACAACACUCGAGAGGCAAAGUGUUACUAAAAUGAAGUUGAAGGAUAAGGCGUGGGAUAGCAUAUCGGCUUGGAUGACUGAAAAUGCUAUACCUUUCAAUACUGUUCGUUCCCCUAGUUUCCAAGUGAUGCUCCAUUCUAUUGGAGAAUAUGGAAAAGUGCUUAGCUAUGCCGGCGCCAUCGUACCAUCAUAUCCGUUCAACUCUCUUCAAUAUGCAGCUUGAAGAAAUGAAGAAGUUUGUUGAGACGUUUAGACCACAUUGGAAGAGAUUUUGGUUGUUCUAUUAUGUCUGAUGGUUACAUGGAUGGAAAAGGGCGCCAUCUUAUUAACUUUGUGGUAAAUUGUCCAAAAGGAUCAGUCUUCUUGAAGUCGGUGGAUGCAUCAUCACGAACGAAUGAUCAAUUUUAAAUAGCUGAACUCAUUAAUGAGGUGAUUGAAGAUGUUGGGAUUGGUAAUAUUGUACAAUUUAUUAGUGAUAAUGGUUCUAAUUUUAAGGCUGCUGGGAAGCUUUUAAUAAUUGAUGACCCAACCUUAUAUUGGACUCCGUGUGCUGCCCACUGCGUCAACCUAAUGCUGGAAGAUCUUGGUAAGAAGCUUACACCGAUAACUAGAGCUGUCACUCUAGGUAAGAGAGUUGUUACAUACAUUUAUGCUCACUUUCAAGUUUAGAUUUGAUGAGAGAGAUGACAGGGAAUAAAGAGUUGCAUCGGUCUGCAAAGACUAGAUUUGCAACCCAAUAUUAUACACUUCACAGCCUUCUUGAGCAUAAAACCCAAUACCUAUUUUUUUUUGAUGCACUUGUAGAAGAAGAUAAUUGGUUGGACCCUGAGAACUUGAGUUAUUUGAUUCAUCAAGCUGAUGAGUUUAUUGGUGCUCAAGCAAACCAUGCUAUGGGUGUCAGUUCAGGACCAGUUACGCGAGGUAGAUGACGAGUUCCUAGUAUCCACUCUCCAACUGAUGCCAUGGACGCUGAAUUUGAUUCUGAUUUCAACUGUGAACCUCGAGGAACUGCCACUGAGGGAUUAUAUGGUGUUAAACGUCCUUUGGCUGAUCCUGCAAACGCUAUCAUGGAUGAUCUGCUUUAGAAAUCUAACUAAUGGUAUGACACAAAUAUUUUUUUGUCUCUUAUUCUGAUUUCAAGAAAUGUAACUAAUGUCAGACUUGGUAAUGUGUUUUAUAUUUUGAUUAUGAUUUCUUGAACUGUUACUGUUAGUUCAAGAAAGUAGGUCUACUAAUUUUGGUAACUCCAUAUAUGAUUAUGGUGGAUGUAAUUAUUGUAAAUGUGAUGCUGGGCUAACAUUACUGCCAAAGCUCGGUCUUGGUUGUUGAUACAACAAGCCUCUAAUCAACCACCUCUUAUUUUGUAAGACAA
This is a messenger RNA of Papaver somniferum (opium poppy), 2106 nucleotides long. RefSeq lists its product as uncharacterized. Bases 358 to 957 code for a protein of 199 amino acids. The record is from RefSeq and is a predicted model, not a curated record. NCBI's taxonomy places the organism in Eukaryota, Viridiplantae, Streptophyta, Magnoliopsida, Ranunculales, Papaveraceae. The transcript is spliced from 3 exons.